Messenger RNA from Pseudoliparis swirei, 1741 nucleotides. Its product is annotated as dnaJ homolog subfamily C member 5B-like. The transcript has 4 exons. The record is from RefSeq and is a predicted model, not a curated record. The coding region runs from base 824 to 1417 and encodes 197 amino acids. NCBI's taxonomy places the organism in Eukaryota, Metazoa, Chordata, Actinopteri, Perciformes, Liparidae.
ACUCCAUCUGAAGUGUGACGAGAGGAUCAAACAGCUUUUAUCUGAUAUUCCAGAUAUUAUUAUUCACAUGAUGUCACAUUUAAUUACUUUAUUUGAAGAACCUGAAGGCAGCACAGAGACCAACAACACAGUGUUAUAGUACUGCUGAUACUUCUAAUGACGGUACCUGUCUACCCAUCUGACCCCCCCUCCUUACUCACAUGGUUGUCAUGGAGCCCCCCCCCCCCCUUCACAAUGCAUCCAUCAGAGCGUCUCAGUGAAACCUGAGCAGGUGACGUGGUUCAUGGUCACCUGAGUCGGGCGGCUGCUGAAUGUUUGAUGGAGGCCGUCCGAGAUGCUCUCGGCCCGCAGUUAGACAGCAAACACCUGAACAGGUAGAGGACAGAUAGACUUUAAGUAGACUUCAGGUAGACUACAGGUAGAGGACAGGUAGACUUUAAGUAGACUUCAGGUAGACUACAGGUAGAGGACAGGUAGACUUUAAGUAGACUUCAGGUAGACUUCAGAUAGAAGACAGGUAGACUUCAGGUAGAUUUUAGGUAGACUUUAGGUAGAGGACAGGUAGAGGACAAGUAGACUUCAGGUAGACUUUAAGUAGACUUCAGGUAGAUUUCAGAUAGAAGACAGGGAGACUUCAGGUAGAAGACAAGUAGACUUCAGGUGGACUUCAGGUAGACGACUGGUAGAAGACAGGUAGAGGCUCCAUCAGGCUCCAACAGGUAUGUACCUUCACUGGAAUUUAAAUAAAGUUAGCCUGUGACCAGUGUGACCAGUAGAGUGUGUCCUGAUUAACUGUACUCCUGCGACAGGUGAUGCUUUCAGGAUGUCUGACGCAAGGCAGAGAACUUUGUCCACCUCUGGAGAGUCUCUGUAUCAGGUCCUGAGUCUGGAGAAAGGCUGCAGCCAUGACGACAUCAAGAAGUCCUACAGGAAGCUGGCCUUGCGGUUCCAUCCCGAUAAGAACCCAGACAACCCGGAGGCGGCGGAAAAGUUUAAAGAGCUGAACAGCGCCCACACCGUCCUGUCGGACCUCAGCAGGAGGAACAUCUACGACUCGUAUGGGUCUUUGGGGCUCUACGUGGCCCAGCAGUUCGGAGAGGACAACGUUAACACCUAUUUCAUGCUGUCCACCUGGUGGGCCAAGGGUCUGUUCCUGGUCUGUGGGGUCCUGACUGGGUUUUACUGCUGCUGCUGUCUCUGCUGCUGCUGUAACUGUUGCUUUGGGAAACUAAAGCCGCCAUCCACAGGUGAGGGAGCAGGCCCGGACUAUGUCUCUCCAGAAGACCUGGAGGCGGAGAUACGCAACGACCCUGCUGAUGAUGUUGGAACUCCGAUCGUUCAGCAGCCGACGAACGCCGGCGAGAAGACUCAGCUUAUCGGUGACGGCCUCCGCAGGUACGGAGACACCUACACAUGAAACAGAAAACAGGAAGCGCAUCGCUGCGGGUCACCUGUGUGUUCUUUGUGUGCGGGAGUCGGAUCCAUAUCUGGUUUUCAUCUGGUUUUGUUUCGACUCCACAGAUUCUCAAAAUGUUUAAAUCUAAAGUUUAUUCCUCAGAAUUGCAGUGCACCAAGUAUCUAACUCACGCUGUGAUUGGUUGUUUGUAAUGAGAGGCGGAGCUUCUGUUCACACACUAAUGAACUACAAGCUUCUCAUUAUAUUUAAUGUUCACUAACCUACAGUCAUGUUCAUGUGUCGAUGUAAAUAAAGUUUGUUUCCUGAAAAUAAAAGAAACUCCUG